Messenger RNA from Cannabis sativa, 573 nucleotides. RefSeq lists its product as uncharacterized. Lineage: Eukaryota; Viridiplantae; Streptophyta; Magnoliopsida; Rosales; Cannabaceae. The transcript has 3 exons. The coding region runs from base 1 to 573 and encodes 190 amino acids. The record is from RefSeq and is a predicted model, not a curated record.
AUGGUUGGACAUUUUAAGAAAGACUACCCUCAAACACCUGCUGGGGUGUUUGCCAUUAUUCAAGCUGUUGUUGCAGCCAACCCUUUUGGGGUAACAGAUCAACUUCUUGUCAAUGACUCAUAUUUUACUGUACUGUUUGACUCUGGGGUUACACAUUAUAUUUGGCGUCAAGAGUUGAUUACGUCUAUGCCAGUUAGGAUUGAAAAUAGGGAGUUAAGUGUUGACCUAGUACAGUUGGAACUAAUAGUUGUUGAUAUUAUACUAGGGAUGGAUUUUAUAUCCAAUUAUUCAACCAGAAUUGACUGUAAACAAAAGAUGGUAACUUUCCAGGCAGAGGGUGAAGAUCCAUUUAUUUAUGUUGGAUAUGUUCAAGGAUUUUUAGCAGUUGUCAUUGACCCCAACAGACCUGAAACAUUUGGGCUUAAAGAUGUCAAGGUUGUAAGAGAGUUUCUUGAUGUAUUUUUUGAAGAGUUACGAGGAUUGCCACCACGGCAAGAGAUAAAUUUCAUAAUUGAUCUGGCACCUGGGGUAGAACCUGUUUCUAAGGCACCAUACAAGAUGGCUCUAGCAUAA